CUGGUGGCGUGGCAGUGACUGUGGGGCUGUGCCUCUGUUGGUGCGCGCGGGGUGCACUGAUCAGUUGCAUAUCAUUCUUGCAUGACACACAAGGUUACAGGCGGCACCAUGGGCUGUCUCAUCGCACGGCGGCUGGGCAUCAGCAGCUGGGUGGCACUCUUCCUGUUCGGCGUGGUCGGCGGCUUCUUGCUGGCCGGCAUGCUGCUGCAGGAGAGCAGGCUGGAGGAGUUCACGUUACCCGGCACGGCGCCCAUGGUGCUGCCCGCCUCGGGCGGGCUGAGCGCGCCGUCGGCACCGCUGGCGCAGACCGCGCGCGACGAGCUCGACACGUUCGAGCCGGUGAUCCGCGCGCCGCUGCCCAACGUCAAGGCGGCCACGGACGAGAAGUUCUCGCGGCCGCGCUUCUACUCCACCGAGCUGGGCACGCACCGUAAGCUGUACGUGGCCGUGCUGACGUCACCGGACACCGUGCACACGGAGGCGCGCAACAUCAACCAAACGCUCGCCCACAUCACCACCUCCAUGGGCUUCUUCAUGACCGGCGAGGCCAACAUGGCGCUGCCCAAGAACCUGCACGACGUGGUCAUCUUUCCGUCGGAGGACAUGGACCUGCCGCUGAAGACGGCCGAGUACCUGGCCGACCACCACGGCCACCUGUACGACUACUUCUUCGUGGUGCGCGACUCGACGUACGUGCGCGGCUACCGGCUGCAGGAGCUGGUCGAGGACCUCAGUGUCAGCGUCGACGUGCUGCUGGCCGGCCGCGUCGGCGGGCGGUGCCAGCUCGACGGUGGCCUGCUGAUGAGUCGUCAGGUGCUGAUGUCGGUGGCCGGCCGGCGCAGCCAGUGUGAGGCGGAGCACGGCUCGGCCGGCCAGGACCGGGCCCUCAUCGCCUGCCUGGAGCAGCAGGCUGGCCUGGCCUGCUCCGACCAUGUACAGCGCAAGAAGUUCGUGUCCGGGGCGUGGUCGGAGCUGGACCCGGCGUCGGUCGUUGACCAGCCGGGCCUCGUCACGGUGCGCGGCGUGCACAGCACCGCGGACGCCAACCGGCUGCACGCCGCCUUCUCGCGGCUCGAGAUCGGCCAGAUCGACGAGCGGAUCAGCGAGCUCCGGCUGGCGCUCGAGGCCAACCAGCGCAACAUGCAUGCCCUCAGCCGCGCCAAGAACGGGGGUCUCGGCGACUCGGCGGACGAGGCGGCGCCCGAGCCGCUGCCGUGGCCGGCGGGCUCGGCGGCGCCCGUGCGCACCAGCAGCCGCCACCACAUCAACAUGUGGCUGCGCUUCUCCGAGACGCACAGCUACCUGCAGACGCCCAACGGCGUCAGGGACGCGCACAGCCGCGUGGACAAGCUGGACGUGGAGGACGUCAUUGCGCUGGGCAUGGCCGAGGUGCGCAAGUCGGGCCCGUACCGGAUGGUGAAGCUGAAGGCUGGCUACCGGCGCUUCGACGGAGGCCGAGGCAUGGACUACAUCAUGGAUCUGGAGGUGCAGCCCGAGCAAGGCGGCGACUCGGAGAUCCGCAGGGUGGAGGUGCACCGUCCGAUGCUGAAGGCCGAACUGGUGCCGAUGCCGUUCGUGACGGAGAAGCCGACGGUGACGGUGGUGCUGCCCGUCACUGCUGACCAGAUCACGAGGGCGGAGCAGUUCGUGCAGAACGUCAUCAACAACAACGAGAACCUGAGCGUGGUGCUGUACCUGAUCGCCGGCGACUCCAGCCUGGAGGUGUUCCGGCCUCUCGUGCAGCUCGUGCAGGCCAGCAACAAACGGUCGGCGUCCAUGUCACGGCGCAUGGGCUGGAUGACGGUCAAAGAGACGAAGGCGCCGUCGCAGUUCUUCAUCAUGGACGCCGUCAGCAAGAAGGUGUCGAGCAAGGCGCUAAUCCUGCUGUUCAACGAGCCCGCACUGGAGUACGACUCGGAGCUCUUCAACAGGGCUCGUAUGCAGACAAUCCGCGGUUGGGAGAUAUUCUGCCCGAUACCCUGGGUGGAGUACCAUCCGGACCUUAUCUACAACGACGGCGCGCGCGGCGACAAGCUCGAGAUCCACAAGAACUACGGACACUUCGACGGCGACUUCUACGGCAUCCUGUCCUUCUACAUGGACGACUACCUGACCAUGCGCGAGAAGACGCUGUCGGACAUCCCGCGCUUCCAUUCGAGCAGCCCGGCGGCCGACCAGCCCGACCUGCACCCGUACGAUCUGUACGGCGCCUUCCUGCGCCACUCGGGCCUGCACGCGCACCGCGCCGUCGACCCCAGCUUCCGGCUCUACUACUUCACGCGCACGUGCCCGGCCAGCCCGCGCGUCUUCCACCAGAGGGCAUGCGUCAACUCGCUGCUUGCGGGAAUCGGAUCGCAGCAUCAACUGGCCGAGGUGCUCGAGGAGUACCGCAAGCACCGGGCACAGGCCGCGGCCAACGCUAUCUAGCGGCUCAGCGGCCGUGCCAUCUAUCGGCAGGCCUGGGAAACGUGGGGAUUAUGAGCAUGACGGUGGCGGGUUUGUUUGAAAAUGGGUAAAAUACUCCCGCUUUGUUCCGAACAAUUUUAAGAUGCAGUAUUGAUGUGGGAAGCAACUGAUACUAUGAUAACGUAUACCUGGAUCAAUGUCGCCAGGGUGCUUCGAUGCUUUACUCGUUAGACCACGUACUGCUUGGGCCACAAUGUGCCCUUGUCUUGGAUCAGUAGACCAUUAUGUGGUCCCUGCCGCAUCUUUCGCUGACGAUGCUCUUUUGAGGUAUGGUUUGUGGUUUUGCUCACGUCCUGUUUGUCUUGCCAAACCCCUCUAUGUUCAUAUACGUUUACAUGCCUCGGGAAUCAUGAUGGUGAUCCAUUACAUUUCCGUUGCGUACAGCCACGGUGAGGCGCGUUGUUGCCACAACUGCCCCUGUUGCUCGACCAGCCGGACUGUUCAUUAGCUGAUGUCUGAAGGAUACUCACUGGCGUCGAUCCUUGCAAUGGUAUGCACCUCAUCCACCAAGUCUCUACGUCGCGCAUCAUUUUCCUGAGAAAGUUUUACAUCCGGGCAGUCACCAACCUUUCGUUGUGUUGAAGAGGUCCAAAAAGCUGUGACUUUUGUGAAUGUGACAUAUUUUUAACGUGGCAUGUUUUUUGUCCGACUUUCUGUAUCACGAAUACAAACUGACUUUUUA
Molecule: messenger RNA, 3148 nt
Organism: Pollicipes pollicipes
Lineage: Eukaryota; Metazoa; Arthropoda; Thecostraca; Pollicipedomorpha; Pollicipedidae
Gene: Chpf
Product: Chondroitin polymerizing factor
Exons: 13
Coding region: 82-2427 (781 amino acids)
Cellular component (GO): Golgi cisterna membrane
Molecular function (GO): glucuronosyl-N-acetylgalactosaminyl-proteoglycan 4-beta-N-acetylgalactosaminyltransferase activity
Source: RefSeq, a predicted model, not a curated record